This is a messenger RNA of Peromyscus leucopus (white-footed mouse), 2302 nucleotides long. It is a transcript of the gene Arsh, whose product is annotated as arylsulfatase family member H. Gene Ontology annotation, molecular function: arylsulfatase activity. The record is from RefSeq and is a predicted model, not a curated record. The coding region runs from base 1 to 1917 and encodes 638 amino acids. The transcript has 10 exons. Lineage: Eukaryota; Metazoa; Chordata; Mammalia; Rodentia; Cricetidae.
AUGGGAGCAGGGGUGGAGCAGGGGGUGGAGCAGGGCAUCAUGGGAGCAGGGGUGGAGCAGAGCAUCCUGGGAGCACAUGCUGACACCCUGCUGCUCAUAUCACAGUGGACCGGAAGUAAGAAGGCUUCCUGUGUCCGUUUGAAGGAAAGGCCUGCAGUGACGGCGGUGGCUUUGCGGCCACCUUUCCCCAGGACCCUCCGUCUGUGGCUGUCCGUCUGCUUCACCUUCACGGGUGGCGAGUUUGUGACCCGGAACUCGCGCCCCAACAUCGUGCUGCUCAUGGCGGACGACCUCGGUGUGGGGGACCUAGGCUGCUAUGGAAACACUUCCGUCAGCACCCCAAACAUCGACCGUCUGGCCAGCGAGGGCGUGAUGCUCACGCAGCACCUGGCAGCUGCGUCCAUGUGCACACCGAGUCGCGCAGCCUUCCUCACGGGGCGCUACCCCGUGCGCUCAGGCAUGGCAUCACCCAACAACAUGUACCGUGAUGUCACGUGGCUGGGCGGGUCAGGCGGACUCCCGAGCAACGAGACGACGUUCGCCAAGAUGCUGCAGCACCGCGGAUACCGCACAGGGAUCAUAGGGAAGUGGCAUCUGGGCAUGAGCUGUGCAUCCCGUGGCGACCACUGUGCGCACCCGCUCAACCAUGGCUUCAACUUUUUCUAUGGGAUGCCGCUGGGGCUGCUGGGGGACUGCGGUGCCAGCUCCUGGCCGGAAGUGCACCGUAGGCUGCGCAUCCAACUGUGGGUGACAUCAGCAGCACUGGCCACCCUCCCCUUCCUGCUGCUGGUGCCCCGCCUGGCACGCUGGUUUUCUGUCCCCUGGACACUUGUGGCCGCUUCCGGCUUCCUGGCCGCGCUCUUCUUCCUGUCCUGGUUCAGCAGCUAUGGCUUCGUGCGCAGGUGGAACUGCAUCAUCAUGCGUGACCACGACAUUGUCCAGCAGCCAGCCGAGGAGGCCCGGGCAUCUGGGCUGAUGCUGAGGGAGGCACUGGCCUUCAUCGACAGGCAUAAGAGAGGCCCAUUCCUGCUGUUCCUGUCCUUUCUGCAUGUGCACACGCCCCUGCCUACACGCGGGAAUUUCGUGGGGCGCAGCAAGUUUGGGGCAUAUGGGGACAAUGUGGAGGAGCUGGACUGGAUGGUGGGGAAGGUCCUCGCUGCCCUGGACCGGGAGCGCCUGACCAAUCAGACCCUGGUUUACUUCACGUCGGACAACGGCGGCCGCCUGGAGGCCAAAGAGGGCAGCGCCCACGCGGGAGGCUGGAAUGGGGUCUACCGGGGAGGCAGUGGCACCGGUGGCUGGGAGGGCGGAGUGCGUGUGCCUGGCAUCUUCCGGUGGCCCACGGUGCUGGAGGCAGGACGGGUAGUCGAGGAGCCCACGAGCCUCAUGGACCUGCUCCCCACGCUGAGUCACGUGGGCGGCGGGAUCCUUCCCCACGACAGAGUGAUUGAUGGCCGGAAUCUGAUGCCGCUGCUGGAGGGCCGCGUGCAGCGCUCGGACCACGAGUUCCUGUUCCACUACUGCGGCGUUUUCCUGCACAGUGUCCGGUGGCACCAGAGGGACUGCAACACCGUGUGGAAGGCCCAUUACAUCACCCCCCACGGCUCCCCCGAGGGCGUGGAUGCCUGCCAUGGCAGCGGCGUGUGUGCGUGCUCAGGUGACGUCACCCACCACGACCCGCCACUGCUGUUCGACAUCUCACGAGACCCCGCCGAGUCUCGGCCGCUCAACUCAGAGAACGAGGUGCUGUUUGAGGCAGUGCUCAGCAAGAUGACCGCGGCCGUGAGGGAGCAUCGCGCCACCGUCACCCCUGUGCCCCACCAGCUCUCGGCCUUCAAUGCACUCUGGAAGCCCUGGCUGCAGCCCUGCUGUGGCGCUGCCUUCCCGUUCUGUGGCUGCUCAAGGGAGGACGCUUGAGUGUGGUGCUCCCCAAGGGCUACAUGCUCCCCAUGAGGUGCUACCUGAUGGCAGGGUGCUCCUCACAUGGUGCUCACAGAUGGCAGGGUGCUCCCCACGUGGUGCUCCCUAAGAAUCUGUGCUCUCAACACAGUGCUCACUGACAACUAGGUGCUCCCCACACAGUGCUUGCCAAGAGGCAUUGUCCUCACGGUGCUCACUGACUGCAGGGGUGCUUGCCAGGUAGUGCUCCCUAUUUGUUGCACCAAAUGAUGACCUGGCUUCUCAUAUAGUGCUCCCUCAGUGGAAGUGCUCCUUAAAGAGUGCUCUGUGGCGAUAUAUUGUGUACCCUAAUAUAUUAUGUACCCUAAUAAACUUAUCUGAGAAUCAGAGAAAAGAACAAGUC